This is a messenger RNA of Elgaria multicarinata webbii, 990 nucleotides long. RefSeq names its product G protein-coupled receptor 6 (gene GPR6). The coding region runs from base 7 to 990 and encodes 327 amino acids. Gene Ontology annotation, biological process: adenylate cyclase-activating G protein-coupled receptor signaling pathway; regulation of metabolic process. Gene Ontology annotation, molecular function: sphingosine-1-phosphate receptor activity. The record is from RefSeq and is a predicted model, not a curated record. The transcript has a single exon. Lineage: Eukaryota; Metazoa; Chordata; Lepidosauria; Squamata; Anguidae. Gene Ontology annotation, cellular component: plasma membrane; cytoplasm.
GCAGAAAUGAAUGAAAGUGUCGCCUUGAACGAAACGGGGGCCCCUGUCCCUUGGAUUCAAACCAGCAGCCACAACACUUCCCUGGAGCUUUCCUCCAAGCUCCCGGUCUUUAUCAUUAACCCUUGGGAUAUUAUGCUCUGCAUCUCUGGGACCAUCAUCGCCUGUGAAAAUGCCAUUGUGGUGGCCAUUAUAUUCUAUACUCCCAAUCUUAGAACCCCAAUGUUUGUGCUGAUUGGGAGCUUGGCCACCGCAGACCUACUAGCCGGAGUUGGCCUCAUCCUCAAUUUUGUUUUCCAGUAUGUGAUCCAGUCAGAAACCAUCAGCCUUAUUACAGUUGGCUUCCUAGUUGCCUCUUUUACUGCUUCUGUGAGUAGCUUGUUAGCUAUCACAGUUGACCGUUACCUUUCCCUAUACAAUGCACUGACUUACUAUUCGGAGAAGACUGUGCUCUGUAUUCAUAUGAUGCUGAUCAUCACCUGGGGGGUUUCCCUCUGCUUAGGACUGCUGCCUGUCUUAGGCUGGAAUUGUCUAGAAGAUUAUUCAUUGUGCAGCAUUGUCAGACCUUUGACCAAAAGUAAUGUGACUUUGCUCUCUGCCUCUUUCUUUUUCAUCUUUAUCCUCAUGCUCCACCUGUACAUUAAAAUCUGCAAAAUAGUUUGCAGGCAUGCACACCAGAUAGCACUCCAGCAGCAUUUCCUGACUGCAUCUCACUACGUUGCAACCAAAAAAGGAGUCUCUACACUUGCUAUAAUCCUUGGGACCUUUGGAGCCAGUUGGUUACCUUUUGCUAUCUACUGUGUAGUUGGAGAUUCUAACUACCCUGCUGUGUACACUUAUGCCACACUUCUACCUGCUACCUACAACUCCAUGAUCAAUCCUAUAAUAUAUGCCUACAGAAACCAAGAAAUUCAGAGAUCCAUGUGGGUUCUCUUUUGUGGCUGCUUUCAGUCAAAAGUGUCCUUUCGUUCAAGAUCCCCCAGUGAUGUCUAA